Molecule: messenger RNA, 998 nt
Organism: Oppia nitens
Lineage: Eukaryota; Metazoa; Arthropoda; Arachnida; Sarcoptiformes; Oppiidae
Product: chitinase-like
Exons: 3
Coding region: 1-945 (314 amino acids)
Biological process (GO): carbohydrate metabolic process
Source: RefSeq, a predicted model, not a curated record
AUGUUGACAUUUCUAUCAAUUAGUUCGACAUUGUUUGCAGUUAACCUAAUUGAAUGCAAUAAAGUUGAUGUAAAAUUUGUAUCAUAUUUUUAUGUGCAAACUGGCAUCGAUUUGCUUAACAUUAAGCAACAGACUGGCAUACAGGCCCUGACAGUGGCCUUUGCAUUGGCACAGGUAGGCGGCUCGUGUACCCCCAGCUUUAAUACGGUUCCAGUUGAUAGUCCAGUGCUUGUCCAACAAUUCAACAAUUUUCGUAACUCAAACGGUCAGAUCAUACUGUCAACUGGCGGAGCUAUCGGUACCUAUUUGGACAACGUUUGCAGUAAUUCAGACAAUUUGGCCGAUGCCUACAUCAAGGCUAUUCAGGCUACCGGUGCUGUUGGUCUGGAUCUCGAUAUCGAACAGGACAUACCCUACGAUAUGGUGAUGCAAGCGGUAAAAAUGGUUCAACAACAGCUAAUUGGUCUUACCGUCAGCAUCACUGUUGCCUCUAAUGAAAAUGGCCUGGGAGCCCGAGCCAAACUGGUCAUACAAGCAGCACAGCGUUCAGGUACUACAAUCGAUCUGGUCAAUACGAUGGCCAUGGAUUUCCCGAAAUCGCCGCUGACUCCGACCUAUGGCCAAGCAGUUGUCAAUUGUGCCGAAUCAGUCAAACAUCAACUUCAACAAUAUUGGCCACAGAAAUCUUCCGGUCAAUUGUAUGGCAUGUUAGGCGUUACACCAAUGAUCGGUGUCAACGAUUGCUGCGACGGUGCACUGUUCACACUCAACGAUAGCCAACUACUGCUACAAUAUGCCCGCACUAAUCGUAUAGGUCGCCUAAGCUUAUGGAGCCUGAAUCGCGACAAACAGUGUCCGGGCGGUAGUCGACAAUUGUCGCCUACCUGUUCCGGUAUCCAACAAUCAAACUAUGAAUUUGCCAAAAUUUUAGGACAGUUUAAAUAAAUACAAAUAUAGCAAUCAAUUGGCUUUUAACUGUUCAGGUAUUCAAUAGUUCG